Molecule: messenger RNA, 2238 nt
Organism: Erigeron canadensis
Lineage: Eukaryota; Viridiplantae; Streptophyta; Magnoliopsida; Asterales; Asteraceae
Product: wall-associated receptor kinase 2-like
Exons: 3
Coding region: 1-2238 (745 amino acids)
Biological process (GO): cell surface receptor signaling pathway; protein phosphorylation
Cellular component (GO): plasma membrane
Molecular function (GO): calcium ion binding; polysaccharide binding; ATP binding
Source: RefSeq, a predicted model, not a curated record
AUGGCCAAGGGAAGUUUUGUUGGGACUAUAAAACCAGAAUGUCAAUCGCAGUGUGGUAAUGUGACAGUUCCAUACCCUUUCGGUAUCGCCAUGGGUGACGACACAAGUUGUUCCCAAAAUAAAAGCGUUUUUCUCUUGACUUGCAACACUUCUACCGAACCCCCAAAGUUGUUCCUCGGAAAUGGGAACAUCCAAAUAUACAAAAUUUCUGAUUCAGAGCUACGGGCCAACAGUCGGGUUGCAUUUAGUUGCUACAACAAAGAUGGGACGAUAUCUCAUGAUAUCGAAAUGGCUAGAAACAUCUAUGUAGAUCAAUACACUAUCUCUGAAAAGAACAAGUUAACGGUCAUUGGAUGUGAUGACUAUUCAUUGAUCACCGGCCGAACUAAUUUAAUAGCAAAAGAAAAUGACUUUUCUAGUGGCUGUAUUAGUUCAUGUAUCCGAGAAUCGGACAUAGCUGAUGAUGGGCAGUGCUCAGGAAAAGGAUGUUGUCUGAUACCUAUCGCAAAGGGUCUAAAGAGUUACGAGGUUGAACUAAAUAGCUUUCGGAACCACACAAAUGUUUUGUCUUUUAACCGAUGUAGCUUUGCUUUUAUCGGCGAAGAGGGUACUUUUGAGUUUCGUGGAGCUAGUGAUUUAUCUAAUUAUACAGAUCUUUGGAAUAGGGUUAGGGAGAAUGUCCCCGUUGUGAUAGAUUGGGUAAUUGCAACCAACAAAAACUGCUCAACAGCUACAGAUUGCAAAGAGAACAGUGAAUGCUAUGAUGCUAAAAAUGGUGGGUAUCGUUGUAGAUGCAACAAAGGUUACGAGGGCAAUCCAUACCUUGAUUCAGGCUGCCAAGAUAUCGACGAGUGUAAAGAUAAGAUCAAGAAUUCAUGUUAUGGUGAUUGUAUUAACACUUUCGGUAACUACACAUGCAAUUGCAAAGAAGGGUAUUCCGGAGAUCCCAGAGUUCUAAACGGAUGUCGUGAAAUACCAAAAAAACCAUUCCAUCAAACUCUCUUAUUCUAUCUAGGUAUUGGACUUGCAGUACCCGUACUACUAAUUGGAUUAGUGAUGUUGUACUUCAUGGCUCAAAAAAGGAAGCUAGUAAAACUAAGAGAAAUGUAUUACGAACAAAAUGGGGGUGCACUAUUGAAAGACACAAUAAAAACUAAGGGUGGUGUUAGUCUUAAUUCUAUGAACAUUUUCCGUGUUGAAGAGCUAAAAGAAGCAACUGACAAUUUUGCGGAAAGCAAGGUUAUUGGUAGGGGAGGCAAUGGUAUCGUGUACAAGGGAACUCUAAAAGAUAAGCGUCUUGUUGCAAUUAAGAAAUCCCAAAAGGUAGAUGAAGGACAACGAGAGGAUUUUAUAAAUGAAAUGGUGAUUCUCACACAGAUUAAUCACACAAACGUGGUGCAACUUUUAGGAUUUUGUUUGGAAACCGACGUCCCAUUGUUAGCUUAUGAAUUUGUCGCAAACGACACUCUUCAUUGCCACAUUCAUAAUAGCAAAACCGACACAAGGAGAUUGUCAUGGGAUACUCGUUUAAGGAUAGCACAUGAAUCAGCUAGUGCGCUUGCUUAUCUUCACACGGAUGCUAGAAUGUCUAUCAUACAUAGAGAUGUUAAAUCUACUAACAUCUUGUUGGAUGAAAAUUACACCGCAAAAAUUGCAGAUUUUGGUGCUUCAAGGCUUGUUCCCUUAGGUCAUGAUGGAGUUGUUACUCUAGUUCAAGGAACGUUUGGAUACUUAGAUCCUGAAUAUUUUCAUACAGGCCAAUUAACUGAUAGAAGUGAUGUCUAUAGCUUUGGUGUGGUUCUUGCGGAACUCUUAACGGGACAACAACCCCUCAAUAUGGAAAGAUGUGUACAAGAGCGAACUCUUUCAACAUAUUUUGUGAAAGCAGUGAAGGAAGAUACAUUUCUUAAUAUUCUUGAAAAGGAUGUGGCAAAAGAGGCAAACUACGAUCAACUCAAAGCAAUAAGCGUCCUGGUAUGUAGGUGUCUUAACCAAGUAGGUGGGAACAGACCUAGCAUGAAAGAAGUGACUAUGGAGCUUGAUGCUUUGCGAAAGUUGGGGAAGCAUACUAAUUGGGUUAUUGAAGACAAUUACAAUGAAACGAGCAGUCUUAUGAUUGAUAUUGAACCAACUGACUUUUAUACUAUCCCGUUUAUGCCUAAGAGUAAUAACUUCGGAGACAGUUCUAUAACUAGUGAAAUGCAAGACAUGAUGCUCCAAUUAAAGAGUGCUCGUUGA